CAAGCCCUACGUGAUUUUCCCCCCCUCUUUGAAAAAGCCCCUUUGCACUUAAACUCUCUAUACAUGUGGGGUGGCUUUUUAAACUCCCUCUAUACAAACAUAUCUAUUAAGAGCGAUGGGAAGUGGGGGGUAGCCUAUUUUUUUAAUCCAGGCACCAACCUCCCCCCCUACCGCCUCAGAUGUCUGGCUGCUUUUCUUAAGUGCAAUCAUCUAUAAUUGAGAAAAAAAAAAAAAGCCAUACGUGGAAAUGUGUGUGUGAGAAGGUGCAUCCUGAAGCAGGGUUUAGUUACAAUCGAUCUUGGGGGGAAAAUAUUGCCUAUGGUCCAAAAAUAAGGAGCAACUAUGUCCUUCUCUCAGUUCGGAUACCCCUACAGCACCACUUCACAGUUUUUCGUGCCCGCCAGCCCCAGCACGACCUGCUGCGAGGCCGCCCCUCGCUCCGGGCCGGAUGCCUCCUCGGCGCCGGCCGCCGCCUCCCUGUGCUGCGCCCCGUACGAGGGCCGGCUGCUGGCGCCCGGCCGCGCCGAGCUCAAUGCGGCGCUGGGCAUGUACGGAGCCCCGUACGCCGCCGGCCAGGGCUACGGCAACUACCUGCCCUACAGCACCGAGCCCGCCGCGCUCUACACCGCGCUGAACCCCCAGUAUGAAAUCAAGGACGGCGCCGGCACGUUGCACUCGGGAAUCGCGCAGCCCGCUGCCUACUACUCCUACGAUCAUUCCUUGGGGCAGUACCAGUACGACAGGUACGGGACGGUGGAUUUCGGUGGUUCGGCCAGACGCAAGAAUGCAACGCGAGAGACGACAAGCACCCUCAAGACCUGGCUGUACGAGCACCGCAAAAACCCCUACCCCACCAAAGGAGAGAAAAUCAUGUUGGCCAUCAUCACCAAAAUGACCCUGACCCAAGUGUCCACUUGGUUUGCUAACGCCAGACGGAGGCUCAAGAAAGAAAACAAAAUGACCUGGUCUCCCAAGAACAAAGCGGGGGAAGAAAGAAAAGAAGAAACCCCGCGGGAAGAGGAUGAAUACAGUGUAGAGGACGAAGGCAGAGAGCAGAAGAGCUACAAGGAGGACAAGGAGCUGCGGUUCAGCGACCUGGAGGAGGAGGAAGAGGAGGAGGAGGAGGCGGGGAAGCCGGAGAAGGGCCGGGCCAGCUCCCUGCAGGAAGCCCCCAGCCUGGGCGCGGCGCUGCCCGAGGCUCCUCGAAGCGACUGCAGCCUGCCCGGCCCCUUCCACGCCUUUUCCUGCGCCAAGGCCCCCGCCGCGGACUUCGCCCCUGCCUCCCUGGCCGGCCCGCCGCCGCCCUACGCGCCCGCGGAAAAGCCGCGCAUCUGGUCGCUGGCGCGCACGGCCGGGGCCAGCGCGGCGCGCAGGGGCAGCCCCGAGGGCCGCGGCGCGGAGGGAGGCGGCGGCUCGGCGGCGGAGCAGCCCCUGCCCGCCAAGGCCUUCCGGAGCUCCGCGUUCAGCCUGCAGCCGCUCCCGCGGAGCUGCGCGUCCCACCGCGGCCUGGGGGAGCCGUGCCAGUUCGCGGCGGCGGGCGAAGGCUUCGGGCGGGGCGCAAAGGGCGGCCCGGGAGGCGCGGAGUUGGGCGGGACCUGCCUGGACAGGCUGCGGACGGCGUUCCGGCCGGUGCUGCGGAGCGCCCAGCUUCGCCAAGGCGCGUCAGUCCGCGGUCGCUACGCGCCAUCCCGGGGCGGAGGAGGAAGAGGAGGAGGAGAAGCGGCGCAGGUUACGCCGGACUGUUUCUUUCCCGUCUCUGUACAUAGAUACAGCUGAAAAGUAUUUUUCGGAGUCUCUAAUUAACACGGAUGAGCUGAACGCCGCGAAGCCGUCAGUGACCCCGGAGCUCUCCAGCCAGGAGCCGGCACAGCCCGGGCGGAGCGGCCACGGGCACCCGCCGCCCGCCCUGGGGCACGGCCGGGGCACCCCCGGGCAGCGGGUGGCGACCGGGCGGCGAAGUAGGACGUUGUUAGUGGGUCACCGCCGUCAGUCAGUCAAAAGAGCAGUGCUGCACUUUACAGGACAGACGAGAAAGGGAAACCGUAUCUCUGCAUUAUUUCUGUUUAAUUAAAAGUGUCAUCAAACACUUUGUGUUCAGACUAAUAAACCAAGCAGGGAUGAGGAAAGAAUGUUUCUUUGUUCCUGUCUCUGGAAGCAGUGGCAAUAAUUUAAAUUAAUAACUGUGGUAAUUAAGAGGUCAUCUAUAGAUCAACCCGAUACCUGCUAUUUCCAAGUUCACCGGGGUCAGCAUUUACAUUAAGUCAUUUGUGGUCAAUAGAGUCCAAUGAAUUCUGCCUUAAUAAAUCAGGGAAAUCAAUCUUGAA
Pipra filicauda (Wire-tailed manakin) is the source of this 2324-nucleotide messenger RNA. It is a transcript of the gene IRX6, whose product is annotated as iroquois homeobox 6. Gene Ontology annotation, cellular component: nucleus. The transcript is spliced from 7 exons. Bases 343 to 1776 code for a protein of 477 amino acids. Gene Ontology annotation, biological process: cell development; regulation of transcription by RNA polymerase II; neuron differentiation. The record is from RefSeq and is a predicted model, not a curated record. Gene Ontology annotation, molecular function: RNA polymerase II cis-regulatory region sequence-specific DNA binding; DNA-binding transcription factor activity, RNA polymerase II-specific. Lineage: Eukaryota; Metazoa; Chordata; Aves; Passeriformes; Pipridae.